ACUGUCAUGUUUUUGUGAGUACGAUUGUAAGGAAAUGUGUAGGAUGUAGGAAAGAACAUCACAUACUUGAAAACAUACAGUACAGUUCUAUUUUACACACAACAUUAAUCUAUUGUUUUUUAAUCUGAACUAAUUAUUAUACAAUCAUAUUUAAAUUUGGGAAAAGUGUGUUGACGGUUUUGUUAAAAGAAAUGUGAAAAUACAGGAAGCAACUUUUUGAAGGUCCUGUGUUUGAUUCCCAGGUGGAGUGGUCUGGAUCUUUGUGUGUGUGUGUGUGUGUGUGUGUCUGCCCUGUGAUGGACUGGCGACCUGUCCGGGGUGUUUUCUGCUUUUUGCCCACUCACUGUGACCCUGACCAGGAUACAGCGGUGGUAAAACAAUCAGUGAAUUAAUGAAUUUUUGACCAAUUGUAUAUUAACAUGUAGGUGUGUGUGAUUACAGAUUCAGAAACAGAUCAGGACGGCUUCAGGAUGAGUACCACACGUGACGACGACUCAGACGAGAGUUCUGAGGAUUCUGAACCCAGUGCUGUGUCUAUGAAGAGUCAUAAUUCAAUAAUUGAACCAAUACGAUUUAGUAUGCAAAGUUCUGAGGAUUCUGAACCCAGUGCUGUGUCUAUGAAGAGUCAUAAUUCAAUAAUUGAACCAAUACGAUUUCGCAAUCAAAGUUCUGAGGAUUCUGAACCCAGUGCUGUGUCUAUGAAGAGUCAUAAUUCAAUAAUUGAACCAAUACGAUUUAGUAUGCAAAGUUCUGAGGAUUCUGAACCCAGUGCUGUGUCUAUGAAGAGUCAUAAUUCAAUAAUUGAACCAAUACGAUUUCGCAAUCAAAGGUUUAAUAAAUACUAUACUAACAUGAUGAAGGAAAAGCCGGGUCAUAGCAGCGCUGAUUAUAAAUACCAGACGAAUUUAAAAAUGCUGCAGAAACAGAUCCAACAGAUGCACCAAACUCGACAGGACUCUGUAUUGCUGCAUUUAUAUAAAUCCAAACUGUGGAGCAGAUUUCAGAGAAUUAACGAAGGAAUCCCGACACAAGCUGGGAUCUCGAGACUCCUGAUCGAGGUCUACACAGAUCUCUAUAUCACAGAGUGUGGAUAUGGAGAAGUCAAUAAUGAACAUGAGGUCAGAUGUAUUGAAAGGUCAUGCAGGCGCUUAACGAUUCAGGCGUCACCCAUCAACUGCAACGACAUAUUCAGGUCUUUACCAGGACAGGACAGAGGCAUCAGAACGGUGCUGACUAAAGGAAUUGCUGGAAUUGGAAAAACGGUGUCUGUGCAGAAGUUUAUUCUGGACUGGGCUGAAGGGAAAGCGAAUCAGGACUUGGAUUUCAUAUUCCCAUUUCCCUUCAGAGAGUUAAAUCUGAUGAAGGGGAAACGUCUCAGUUUGGUGGAGCUUGUUCACUGGUUUUUCCCUGAAACUAAACAGCUUAACACAGACUUUCACCACCGCAAGGUUCUGUUUAUUUUUGAUGGUCUGGAUGAGUGUCGAUUUCUUCUAGAUUUUCAGAACUACAGACUCUUGUCUGAUCUAAACGAGUCGGCUUCAGUCGACGUCUUGCUGACGAAUCUCAUCAAGGGGAAUCUGCUUCCGUCCGCUCUUCUCUGGAUAACCUCUCGGCCGGCAGCGGCCAGUCAGAUUGCGCCGGAUCGCGUUGACCGGGUAACAGAGGUGCAAGGGUUCAGUGACCCACAAAAAGAGGAAUACUUCAGAAAAAGAAUCAGUGAACGGACCCUGGCUGAUAGAAUCAUAGCCCACCUGAGGUCAUCUCGAAGCCUUUACAUUAUGUGUCACAUGCCGGUCUUCUGUUGGAUCACCGCCACUGUUCUAGAAAGGAGGUUGAGUGAAGCGGUGACCGGAGAGAUUCCCAAAACCCUGACACAAAUGUUCACACACUUCCUGGUUUUAAUAAUCGAGUUUGGGACCCUGAAGUAUCGAGGGAAAUAUAAAAAGGAUCCUCACCAGACUGCAGACAUCAUACUGAAACUUGGGAGUCUGGCUUUCCAACAGCUUAAGAAAGGCAACCUGAUCUUCUACGAGGACGACCUCAGAGAGUGUGGCAUCGAUGUCAGGGAGGCAACAGUGUACUCUGGGGUUUGCACCCAAAUCUUUAUAGAGGAGUUCACCCUGAAUCUGGGGAAGAUGUACAGCUUCGUUCAUCUGAGUGUUCAGGAACAUAUCGCAGCCGUUUACGUCUUUUUCUCCUGUAUCAAUGGAAAGAUCUCUGGACUGUUCGGCCUUUCCAGAAACACAACCCUCCCUGAGUUGUUGAAGACAGCUGUGGACAAGGCCUUACAGAGUGACAACGGGCACCUAGACCUUUUCCUUCGCUUCCUGCUUGGCCUGUCAGUGGAAUCCAACUCGGUUCUUUUAGAACGUCUACUGACCCCGACGGGACGCAGCGCUCACAGUGCUACCGAUACUGACUGUGGAAUAACUCAGUACAUGAAGCAGAAGAUUCAUGAGAAUCCAUCAGAAGAAAAAUUCAUCAAUCUGUUCCACUGUCUGAAUGAACUGAAUGACGCUUCUCUGGAAAAAGAGGUCCAAAGAUAUCUGACCAGGGAAGAAAAUUAUCGCCUGCGUGGAGUCCAGCUGUCUCCAGUGCAGUGGUCAGCUCUGGUGUUUGUGAUCCUCAACUCAGACGAGGAGCUGGAGGUGUUUAAUCUGAAAAAAUACGUAGCAUCAGAAGAAUGCUUCCUGAAACUGCUGCCAGUGGCCAAAGCAUCCAGAAGAGCUGUGCUGUGUGAGAGUAAUCUUACAAAAAAAAGUUGUAAAGCUCUGGCAACGAUUCUCACCACAACCUGCUCGUGUAUAAAAGAGCUCGACCUGAGUGACAACAAACUGCUGGACUCUGGAGUUCAGCUGCUCUCGGCUGGACUGAACAGCCCAUGUUGUAAACUGGAGAUACUGAGACUUGGUGCUUGUGGUCUCACUGAGAAAAGCUGCUCAGUUCUUGCAUCGACUCUCAGUUUAAACACGUCAUGUCUGAGAGAGCUUCGUCUCAGCCAGAAUAAACUGGGGGAUUCAGGGGUGAAGCGUCUCUCUGAGGCACUGCAGAGUCCAUAUUGUAAACUAGAGACAUUAAGGUUGAAUAACUGCGGUUUCAUGGACGAUGGCUUUACUGCUGUGAUUAAAGCUCUGAGUUUGAAUCCUUCUCACCUCAAAGCUCUGAAUUUGGGAAGGAAUAAAGCGGGACCCACAGGAAUCCACCUGCUCUCUGAUCUACUGAGGGAUCCACACUGUAAUCUGGAGACACUAAAACUGUUCGACUGCAGCAUUACAGAGGACGGCAGCACUCGUCUGAUUUCAGCUCUCAUAAGGAACCCUUCUCACCUGAAAGAGCUCGAUCUGGGCUGGAAUACAGUAGGAGACUCUGGAAUGAAGUUAAUCUCUGAUCUACUAAACAAGCCACAGUGUAAAAUCGAUACACUGAAGCUGCAUGAUUGCAAGAUUACAGACGAAGGCUGUGCUGCUCUGCUCAAAGUUCUGAGUUCAAAUCGCUCAUUACACCUGAGAGAGCUUGAUAUGAGCUCCAAUGAUAUAGGCGAUCAGGCAGUGCAUCAGCUGGCAAACUUCAAGGAUGAUGAAAACUACAGACUGGCGAAGUUGGAAAUCUAAAAUCUAGAAACCUGAUUUGCUGUGAGAGUCCUGACAAAAGGAUAAAGUGAUACUGGAUUAUCGUUGUAAAAAAUACACCCCAACCCACCUACUCAUUACUCGUGAUUCAUCAUUCCUUUCAAUUCCAGUGGAAAAUAUGGAGGCAAUUUUCAACGAUCUUGGAUAUGACCAUAUUUGUUCUUUUUUUUCCUCUGUGCUCCCAUAUUUAGGUGUGGUCCGCAUACCUGAUCCUGAUCGGAUUGAAUCUGUUCAAUACAAUAUUAUGUUUGAACUGUACUAUAUUGUACUAUGUUUAACUACGGUGUAAAUAAUUGCUUUUGUAUAUACAGUGGUACUUGAAAGUUUGUGAACCCUAUAGAAUUUUCUAUAUUUCUGCAUAAAUAUGACCUAAAACAUCAUCAGAAGUCCUAAAAGUAGAUAAAGAGAAUCCAGUCAAACAAAUGAGACAAAAAUAUUAUACUUGGUCAUAUUUGUGAGUAGCAAAAGUAUGUGAACCUUUGCUUUCAGUAUCUGGUGUGACCCCCCUUUUGCAGCAAUAACUGCAACUAAACGUUUCCGGUAACUGUUGAUCAGUCCUGCACACCGGCUUGGAGGAAUUUUAGCCCAUUCCUCCGUACAGAACAGCUUUAACUCUGGGAUGUUGGUAGGUUUCCUCACAUUAACUGCUCGCUUCAGGUCCUUCCACAACAUUUCGAUUGGAUUAAGGUCAGGACUUUGACUUGGCCAUUCCAAAACAUGAACUUUAUUCUUCUUUAACCGUUCUUUGUAGAACGACUUGUGUGCUUAGGGUCGUUGUCUUGCUGCAUGACCCACCUUCUCUUGAGAUUCAGUUUAUGGACAGAUGUCCUGACAUUUUCCUUAAGAAUUCUCUGAUAUAAUUCAGAAAUCAUUGUUCCAUCAAUGAUGGCAAGUUGUCCUGGCCCAGAUGCAGCAAAACAGGCGCAAACCAUGAUACUACCACCACCAUGUUUCACAGAUGGGAUAAGGUUCUUAUGCUGGAAUGCAGUGUUUUCCUUUCUCCAAACAUAACGCUUUUCAUUUAAACCAAAAAGUUCUAUUUUGGUCUCAUCCGUCCACAAAACAUUCUUCCAGUAGCCUUCUGGCUCGUCCACGUGAUCUGUAGCAAACUGCAGACGAGCAGCAAUGUUCUUUUUGGAGAGCAGUGGCUUUCUCCUUGCAACCCUGCCAUGCACACCAUUGUUGUUCAGUGUUCUCCUGAUGGUGGACUCAUGAACAUUAACAUUAGCCAAUGUGAGAGAGGCCUUCAGUUGUUUAGAAGUUACCCUGGGGUCCUUUGUGACCUCGCCGACUAUUACACGCCUUGCUCUUGGAGUGAUCUUUGUUGGUCGACCACUCCUGGGGAGGGUAACAAUGGUCUUGAAUUUCCUCCAUUUGUACACAAUCUGUCUGACUGUGGAUUGGUGGAGUCCAAACUCUUUAGAGAUGGUUUUGUAACCUUUUCCAGCCUGAUGAGCAUCAACAACUCUUUUUCUGAGGUCCUCAGAAAUCUCCUUUGUUCGUGCCAUGAUACACUACCACAAACAUGUGUUGUGAAGAGCAGACUUUGAUAGAUCCCUGUUCUUUAAAUAAAACAGGGUGCCCACUCACACCUGAUUAUCAUCCCAUUGAUUGAAAACACCUGACUCUAAUUUCACCUUCAAAUUAACUGCGAAUCCUAGAGGUUCACAUACUUUUGCCACUCACAGAUAUGUAAUAUUGGAUAAUUUUCCUCAAUAAAUAAAUGACCAAGUAACAUGAAGUAACAACCAUAAUAUAAAUACUAAAUAGAGUGUUUAGCGGUAAAACCAUUUAGGAAAUGUGUAAGAAAGACUGUAUGUGUUAUAUGGGUGAUUCUUCAGUUGCGGGCUCUUUUUACCAUCUUAAGUUUUGAAAAAUAAAAUUAGUAAUAAUUUAGUUUUAAUUAUGUCAAGAUAAUGCUUACAUGCUUUAGAGCAAAGACUUAAUGAUGGCUACAAUUGAAUUUUAAUAUUUCAAAUUUAUUUGCGAAGUGGCCAUGGAUUUGCUAAAGCUAGUCCACAGCUAGUACAAGAUGCACUUUAAAUACAUAUAAAUAAUGUGUUUUUUUGGUAAAGUACUGCCAUAUUGAUGUUAAUGGUAAUGACGCUGAAUAAAUAUACUCUAUGAUCAGGAGGAAUACAUGAUUAAAUUACUCACAUUUCCAGACAUUAAAAUGUUAAUCUUUUCUCAUGGCUGGCAUGUGCUUCCUUGCCAGUCUUUGUUUCCAUGGUUACAACAUAAACAAGUGUCACCUUCAAAUGAUUCCCUACAGAAACCGUACACUGUUGCGGUAAUGACGAUAAUGCCGGGGACAGUAAUAUAUUGCUCAAAAAUAUGCAUAGGUUGUACGAAUAUGUAAAAAAAAAGUUAUUAUGAAACUCAUAUUGUGAUUUUUAUAAUGAAUUUAUCACUUUUUAGCAUUUUAUUAGAGCAGAGAAGUUUUAAAGUCUGGGUUGGUGACAAGGCCAAAGUAGCAAAAUAUUGAUGUUUAAAUCAUCAUAAAAAAAUAUAAAUCAUAAUUAUUUUGGUAUGUAUUUUUUUUAGUAAUGCAUCUUUUUAAUUUCUAAAAUAUUUGUUUUGUAAUAAAGUAUUUUUAACACAAAUUUAUAACCUAGGGACGUAAAAGUUCCCCCAACUAAAGAAUCACCCACAUACAUCACACCAGAGUAAACAUGAUUUCAGACAAAUGUACAAUGCAAGAUAGGUGGAAAGUGAUGUGUUGGGGUGUCAAAUGUUUUUCAAUAUAUUGUACAAGCUGUUUAUUUACACAAAUACUGUCAGUUUUUGUUUAUUCAGCAUCUAAAUGUACAUAUAUUAAAGGUUUUGUGGACAGUG
Messenger RNA from Trichomycterus rosablanca, 6464 nucleotides. RefSeq names its product NACHT, LRR and PYD domains-containing protein 12-like. NCBI's taxonomy places the organism in Eukaryota, Metazoa, Chordata, Actinopteri, Siluriformes, Trichomycteridae. The record is from RefSeq and is a predicted model, not a curated record. Gene Ontology annotation, biological process: intracellular signal transduction. Bases 471 to 3611 code for a protein of 1046 amino acids. The transcript has 13 exons. Gene Ontology annotation, molecular function: protein binding.